Messenger RNA from Theobroma cacao (cacao), 2687 nucleotides. RefSeq names its product putative protein phosphatase 2C 4. Gene Ontology annotation, molecular function: protein serine/threonine phosphatase activity. The record is from RefSeq and is a predicted model, not a curated record. Gene Ontology annotation, biological process: protein dephosphorylation. NCBI's taxonomy places the organism in Eukaryota, Viridiplantae, Streptophyta, Magnoliopsida, Malvales, Malvaceae.
CCCAAAAAAGUGUGCGUUUUUCUUCAUUUUGAAAAGCCCCCUCCCUAACUCUCCCCAAAAGUCAACGCCCCCCUUCCCUCUAUCCUCCAACCCAGCUUCUUCUUCUUUUUCACAUCUUCUUUCUCUUUCCCCUGACAGUUUAAGAGCAAAGAUAAGAGCAAAGAAGAGAGAAACAAGGAGAAAGAAAAACUUCUUUUAUUUUUUUAUUUUUUUUAGUUAUGGGUAACGGUUUCGGUAAAUUAACCGUGUGCUUCACCGGCGGAGGUGGAUAUGGCGGGGAAGAAGCUCGUCGUAGAAAGGAAAUCUCCAUGUUCUUAUCGGAUCCCCUCGAUGAAGGACUCGGUCACUCUUUCUGCUACGUCAGACCUGAUCCGACCCGACUCUCUUCGUCCAAGGUCCAUUCCGAAGAAUCCACCACGACUUUCCGUACGAUCUCGGGGGCCUCCGUUAGCGCCAACACGUAUACGCCGCUUUCGACGGCGCUGGUGGACCCGUACGUCAGUUACAACAACAGCUGCUUCGAUCGAGCCGCGGCUUUCGAGAGCACGACGUCGUUUUCCUCGAUCCCGCUGCAACCGAUUCCGAAGAAUUUAAUGAACUCUUCGGGUCCGAUGUCGGGUAGCCUCGUUCCGGGUUCAGGUCCUUUAGAAAGAGGGUUCAUGUCGGGUCCGAUUGAGAGAGGGUUCAUGUCGGGUCCCCUUGAUAAUAUUAAUAAUAAUAAUUAUAAUCGCGGGUUAUUUUCGGGUCCACUCGAAAAAGGCUUUUCCGAUCAGUUCCAAAGAAGCUUUUCCCAUGGAGCUUUUGCUUUUAAAACCAGAUCGAAAAAAGGAUCUUUAAUUCGGGUCCUCCAAAGAGCCAUCUCAAAAACCAUGUCUCGUGGCCAAAAUUCCGUCGUGGCUCCAAUUAAAGGUGUCGUUUCGGUUAAAGAACCCGAAUGGGCAAUCGGGUCAGAAAAGAACCCGAUUCAUCCUCACAAUGAGAAUUUGACGGUCAGUAGUUUGAAUCUGAGCAGUGAAGGUAGUUUAGAUGAUGAUGAGUCAAUGGAAAGUCAAAAUCUUCAAUGGGCUCAGGGCAAAGCAGGUGAGGAUCGGGUACACGUCGUCGUUUCGGAGGAACAUGGAUGGGUUUUUGUUGGGAUUUAUGAUGGAUUCAACGGCCCUGAUGCUCCUGAUUACUUGCUGACAAAUCUUUACUCGAAUGUUCAUAAAGAACUGAAGGGCUUGUUAUGGGAUGAUGGCUUUGAACAAGCCCCUGCUAGUUCCCCUGAAGAAGAAAAACAGAGUAGCGAACGGGAACCGGCUAGGGGUUGUUCCGAUUAUGCCUGUUCCCGGUGUAUGGAGCAAGAGUAUUAUCCCUGUGAGAAAGAAGUUGAUUCCGAUUUGAUUUCGAGUUCAAAAAAGAGAAAAGGAAGGAAUUUGAAAGGAAAGUAUAAAGGCGCAGCGAAGAGGUGGGAAGAGAACCAAAGGAGGUGGAAGUGUGAAUGGGAUAGGGAAAGAUUAGAACUUGAUAGGAAAUUAAAGGAACAGUUGAGUAGAAAUAAGUCUGAUGGAUCCAGAUCAAUGAUAAAUCAUGGUGAUGUUUUGAAAGCUCUGUCUCAGGCUUUGCAAAAAACAGAGGAGUCUUAUUUGGAUAUUGCUGAUAAGAUGUUGAUGGAGAAUCCAGAGUUGGCCUUGAUGGGUUCUUGUGUGCUUGUUAUGUUGAUGAAAGGUGAGGAUGUUUAUGUGAUGAAUGUCGGGGAUAGUAGGGCAGUUUUGGCACAAAAGGCGGAGCCGGAUUAUUGGUUGGGGAAGGUCAGACAGGAUUUGGAGAGGAUUAAAGAAGAAACAUUGCAUGAUCUUGAAGGUUUUGAUGGAGAGAGAUCUAGUGCAAUUCCUGAUUUAACUGCUUUUCAGCUAAGUGUGGAUCAUAGCACCAGUGUUGAAGAGGAAGUUCAGAGAAUAAUAAAUGAACAUCCGGAUGAUGCUUACGCAGUGAUGAAUGACCGGGUUAAAGGUUCUUUGAAGGUCACUCGAGCUUUUGGUGCUGGUUUUCUGAAACAGCCUAAAUGGAAUAAUGCACUUUUAGAGAUGUUCAGAAUAGAUUACAAGGGAACUUCACCAUAUAUCACUUGUGUACCGUCUCUCCACCACCACAAAUUAGGUCCCAAGGACCGAUUUUUGAUAUUAUCCUCUGAUGGACUCUAUCAAUAUCUAACAAAUGAGGAGGCUGUGUCUGAGGUUGAACUUUUCAUCACAUUGCAGCCUGAAGGAGAUCCUGCUCAGCAUCUUGUUGAGGAAGUGCUGUUCCGAGCUGCGAAGAAAGCUGGCAUGGACUUUCACGAGUUACUUGAAAUACCACAAGGGGAUAGAAGACGGUACCAUGAUGAUGUUUCCAUAAUAGUUAUUUCUUUAGAGGGAAGGAUAUGGAGAUCUUGUGUAUAAGUAGAGAAAAACCACAGAUAGAAGAUAUAGAGACAUCUGCCAAAAAGUUCGGGCACUUCCUUUUUGCUGUUCUUUUUUUUCCCUGGUCACCUUUGUAACAUAACACCUAAGCUCCUUGGAGGUUCGAGGAACUGAGUUGUGAAUUGUACUGGGUGGUGAGGUGUGUAAAGGUGUAAAAGCUGGUUCAUGUUCAUUAUAAACUGUCAUAGAAAUUGUAAUUUUCUACUAAUAAAUGACAUUCCUUUUUGAAAAGGGUUUUGUUCUUCA